AACGUUUGGAUUUAAAGCUUUGAAUAAAAGACUGAAAUGGACAAAAAAAAACCCGUCUUUUAAACAGUUUGCUUCUGUUUAAAGCUCAGUUUCAUGUUUUCUAUUCAGAAGAAACGUUUCAUGCAUUUACUGAGGAUGUGAAGUGAGUUAGUCCCACCGAAGCAGGUGAGGCUAACAGUUUAGGAUCAAUGAAGGAUCCAUGAUUCUAACGGUCAGUGUUUCUAUGGAAACGGCAUCGCGUUCACAGCUCCGUCUGGUCCUGGAAGAAUCCGCGGAGUUAGCCCUCUGCUGCAGUCCAAAUAAGAAACGAUCUUUGUGAGUGUGUGUGAAUCCUUCGUUUAACGGACAGUGAACCAGAGCACCGGAGGAGAACCGGAUCAGCAGCAGCAUGGGGAAGAAACAGAAGAAGUCCGGAGAGGACAGUGCCAAAGACGACGGCGUGGAUCUGGACGCUCUCGCCGCGGAGAUCGAAGGAGCCGGCGCCUCUAAAGAGCCCAAAGGGAAGAAGAAGAAGAAAGGAGCCAAGAAGGAGGACUACGAUGAGGACGACAUCCUGAAGGAGUUGGAGGAGUUGUCUCUGGAGACUCGGGGAGGAAGAGCUAAGGACGAGGAGGCGGAGAUGGUGGAGCCUCCCAAACCACAGAAGAAGAAGACGAGGAAGGGGAAGAAAGGAGGCGCUGAGGAGGAGGAGGGGGAGGAGGAAGGAGACGACAAGAAGGCGUCUCCUGCUGCUCCUCCCUCGGACUCUGACGAUGACAGCAGCUCUCGCCUCAAAACCCCAAAACAAACGUCUGGUUCUGAAGAAGACGUGAAACAAGGAGGAGGUAAAGAGGAUGAAGGGUCUGACGAUGAGGAGGAGGAGGAGGAGGUGAUUUCCAGGAAAGACAAGAAGAAGAAGAACAAAGGGAGAGCGAUGAAGGCCGACAGCGAGGAGGAGGAUGACCAGGAGGAGGAGGAAGUAGGAGGAUCCAAGAUGAAGACGGCGGCGCAGAAGAAGGCGGAGAAGAAGGAGCGCGAUAAGAAGAAAAAGGAGGAGGAGCGACUGAAGAGGAUGAAGCAGAAGGAGAAGGAGAAGGAGGGCAGCGUGGAGCCACCGAAAAAGGACCCAGAAGCCCCGCCCCCACAGGAGGCUCCACCAAUCGCAGCGGCAGAGGAGCAAGAGGAGGCGGACCCUACGGGAGAAGAGGAGACGGAGGGCGACAAGAAGAAGAAAGACAAGAAGAAAAAGAAGGGGGAGAAGGAGAAGGAGGAGAAGAAGAAGGGACCCAGUAAAGCCGUAGUGAAGGCCAUGCAGGAGGCGCUGGCCAAAAUGAAAGAGGAGGAGGAGCAGGCCAGGAAGGAGGAGGAGGAACGGCUGCUGAGGAUGGAGGAGAUGGAGAAGCAGAGGGAGGAGCAGGAGCGUCUGGAGCAGGAGCGCAAGGAGAAGAAGAAGCAGAAGGAGAAGGAGAGGAAGGAGCGUCUGAAGAAGGGGGGGAAGCUGCUCACUAAAGCUCAGAAGGACGCCAGAGCCCGAGCCGAGGCUACUCUGAAGCUGCUGCAGGCCCAGGGUAUUGAAGUGCCUACCAAAGACGACUCGCUGCCAAAGAAGAAGCCGGUCUACGGAGACAAGAGGAAGAAGAAGCCCACGGCUCAGACUCCGGAAGAAACGUCGGAGGUCGCGUCACCGAUUUCAGAGACGCCGGAGCCUGUUGCCAUGGAGACGGAGGCACCGGCUGCCGUGCCCCCCCCACCAGAGGUGAAGCCGGACGCUGCUGUGGACGACUGGGAGGCCAUCGCCACGGACGAGGAGAAAGAGUUAAAGAAGGUCCACAUCGAGGUGAAGGAAGACGCCUCCGCUGCUCCUCAGCCUGCAGGCAGCGAGGAGGAAGAGGAGGAGGAGGAGGAGGACGAGGAGGAGGAAGACGAGGAGGAAGACGAGAGCGAGGAGGACGGGGAGGAGGAGAAGGAGGAGACGCCCACAGCUCCUCCUCCUCAUCAUCACCAUCACGGGAAGAAGAGGAAGGAGAGCGAGUACGAGAGCAGCAGCAGCGACGACGACGACGGGAGAACGAAGGAGGAGCUCCUGUACGACCGGGCCAAGAGGAGGAUCGAGAAGCGCAGAGCGGAGAACAUGAGGAACAUCGACCUGGACCGCCUCAGGUCUCCGGUGGUCUGCGUCCUGGGACACGUGGACACUGGGAAGACCAAGAUCCUCGACAAGCUGCGACACACCAACGUGCAGGACGGCGAGGCCGGCGGCAUCACGCAGCAGAUCGGAGCGACGAACGUCCCCAGAGAGACCAUCGAGGAGCAGACCAGGAUGGUGAAGAAUUUUGACAAAGAGAACCUGAAGAUCCCCGGCAUGCUGAUCAUCGACACACCUGGGCACGAGUCCUUCAGUAACCUGAGGAACCGCGGCAGCUCUCUGUGUGACAUCGCCAUCCUGGUGGUGGACAUCAUGCACGGCCUGGAGCCUCAGACCCUGGAGUCCAUCAACCUGCUGAAGGAGAAGAAGUGCCCCUUCAUCGUGGCCCUUAACAAGGUGGACCGCCUGUACGACUGGAAGCGCAGCCCGGAGACGGACGUGGUGGCGACGCUGAAGAAGCAGAAGAAGAACACGAAGGACGAGUUUGACGAGAGAGCCAAGAGCAUCAUCGUGGAGUUCGCCCAGCAGGGUCUGAACGCCGCCCUGUUCUUCGAGAACAAAGACCCCCGGACCUUCGUGUCUCUGGUUCCCACGUCGGCGCACAGCGGGGACGGGAUGGGGAACCUCAUCGCGCUGCUGGUGGAUCUGACGCAGACCAUGCUAGCACGCAGGCUAGCUCACUGCGACGAGCUGCGGGCGCAGGUCAUGGAGGUGAAAGCUCUCCCCGGGAUGGGAACCACCAUCGAUGUGAUCCUGAUCAACGGGACCCUGCGGGAGGGAGAGACCAUCAUCGUGCCGGGGGUGGAGGGGCCAAUCGUAACCCAGAUCAGAGGGCUGCUGCUGCCCCCCCCACUCAAGGAGCUCAGAGUCAAGAGUCAGUACGAGAAGCACAAGGAGGUCUGCACGGCGCAGGGGGUCAAGAUCCUGGGGAAGGACCUGGAGAAGACCCUCGCCGGGCUGCCUCUGCUUGUCGCUUACAAAGACGACGAGGUCCCUGUCCUCAGGGACGAGCUGGUGCGGGAGCUGAAGCAGACGCUGAGCUCCAUAAAGCUGGAGGAGAAAGGAGUGUACGUCCAGGCUUCCACGCUGGGCUCUCUGGAGGCGCUGCUCGAGUUCCUGCGGACCUCCAAAGUCCCUUACGCCGGUAUCAACAUCGGCCCGGUGCACAAGAAGGACGUGAUGAGGGCGUCCACCAUGCUGGAGCACGACGUCCAGUACGCAGUGAUCCUGGCGUUCGACGUGAAGGUGGAGAGAGAGAGUCAGGAGAUGGCCGACAGUCUGGGCGUCCGGAUUUUCUCUGCAGAGAUCAUCUAUCACCUGUUCGACGCCUUCACCAAAUACAGAGAGGACUACAAGAAGGCCAAGCAGGACGAGUUCAAGAACAUCGCGGUGUUCCCGGCGAAGGUGAAGGUCCUCCCUCAGUUCAUCUUUAACUCCAGAGACCCCAUCGUGAUGGGGGUCACCAUCGAGGCUGGGGUCCUGAGACAGGGGACGCCGCUCUGCGUCCCGGGGAAAGGGUUCGUGGACAUCGGCAUCGUGACGAGUAUCGAGAUGAACCAUAAAUCUGUGGAAAGCGCCAAGAAGGGGCAGGAGGUCUGCAUCAAGAUCGAGCCCAUCCCCGGGGAGUCGCCCAAGAUGUAUGGGCGGCACUUUGAAGCCACCGACAUCCUCGUCACCAAGAUCACACGCGCGUCCAUCGACGCUCUGAAGAACUGGUUCAGAGACGAGAUGCAGAAAAGUGACUGGCAGCUGAUCAUGGAGCUGAAGAAGACCUUCGAGAUCAUCUGAGGGAGCAAACACACACACACACACACACACACACACACACACACACACACACACCCUCAGAUGAAGCUGGAAAAAGUAAAAAAAAGAAAACCUGAAAAAAGACGUGAAGUGUUUUUCUGUGAGAAACGAACAGUUCUUUCCACUGUUGUAAACAGUGACACACACACACACACACACACACACACACACACACACAGUAUUCCAACGUGCCUGUUCUUCAGCAUCAACGUUGUGUUUCUUCUCUGAUUUGGGCUGGCUGCGCUCUCUCCUCCCGACUUAACGAGCAUAUCAAGGAUCCCAGGUGCAUUGUGGGAUUUGUAGUGAACUAGACCAGGAGGAAGAAAGGAUUUUUUUCUCAAACACCAAACCCUUCAGCAGCUUCGGACUCUCUGGACGUUUGGAUGAAAAACAGGAUUUUAAAAUGUUUCUGCUGAUAAAAUAAAUUACAGAAUUCCUGCAGUUUCA
This is a messenger RNA of Eleginops maclovinus (Patagonian blennie), 4378 nucleotides long. It is a transcript of the gene eif5b, whose product is annotated as eukaryotic translation initiation factor 5B. The transcript has 27 exons. Gene Ontology annotation, biological process: translational initiation. Gene Ontology annotation, cellular component: cytoplasm; mitochondrion. Gene Ontology annotation, molecular function: GTPase activity; translation initiation factor activity; GTP binding. NCBI's taxonomy places the organism in Eukaryota, Metazoa, Chordata, Actinopteri, Perciformes, Eleginopidae. The record is from RefSeq and is a predicted model, not a curated record. Bases 389 to 3913 code for a protein of 1174 amino acids.